CCAUGACUUACUACUGACACUCCUUGUGACUUGGUACAUGGCAUGGUAGGCUACAUGGUUACCAUUGUCAAUAUCAAUGUAACAUAAUAUAAUUAUUUAAUUAUUAUGACUUUGUACUUAACGUUAAAGGAUGUGAAUUGUAAACGACAACCCUUUCGGUACAUUCAACGUCGUAUUGUUAUUUUGUUGACUGCCUGUGUGUAGUGUAGUGUGUAGGGGUGGCGUAGGUUACAAUUUACUGUUCUGUGUCAGUUUCUCUUAUCGGAUAAUCAGCCUCAACGCCAAUGAUAAUGACAAUGACAAAAUGCAAUGAUGAUAAAAGGGUCAUGAUCGAUUUCGACCGUAUGAGUCACAGUUGUCAAAAUACUAAAAAAAAUGUAAAUUUAAUUUUAGUCGUAUCAUGUGCAUCUUUCAACUUUGAAUAAAACAAUUGAGUAUAUAGUAUAUAAUACUCAGUUGAUUAUAGUACUAUAGGCCUGAUGAAUACCGUGGGCAUACACUGGCUACUCUACAGCUCUGGGCCUGCAGGGUUGUAAUUAUAUUUCAAUAGUGUACAAUUUUGUCAUGCUCAUAAUCAUAAUAUUUUUGAGUAUGAUUCAGUAUGUCAUGUUCCUAAAAUAAGCCAUAUGGGGGCAUCGCAUGGGGGGACAUCUGCAAAUCAUUCGCAAAUGAAAAUGACAUCAGGCCAUUUUGAAUGAUUUUUUUCCACCACCUCCCCAAAUACUCACAAAUUCAAAUGGGUUUGUUUUUCAUGACCAAAAGAAACCAAAUUUAUAUUAUUUGGACAAUCUGUACCUUUGCUACACUAGUAGGUGGCAGGGCAGCGCGAAAGGGACAGGUUUCCCCAAUAACACUGGGGUCACAUUCAAUGGGGGUGGGGAUGCAAUUAAUACACUGGGCAUCAAAAUCUUCAAUUAUCCAAUAUGUUCGUAUAGUAUAUGCCUAUAUCGCAUACUAUUUAUUGAUGAAAUGGGGUGGUGGACUUGGGACUUGGUUGGGGAGAGGGGGUUUCAGGCUUCCACAUGACUGGAGCUUUUCUUUGCACUGACCAAGUUAGGGGCCAUCCAUUAAGUAUAUUGUCACUCUAUUUUUGCAUAUUUUUACCCCCUCUCGCAAUAGUAAAAAAAAUUGGAAACCCUUUUCUUCACUAGAUGUUUGAUGUCAUUUAUGAAAAACAGCUUACAUGGUUUUUUAAUUUAUUAUAUAUAUCUAUGUUGAAAAAAGGAAGCAAAAGUAGGCUAUAUUAAGAUUGAAUUUUUUGUGUCUAAUAUUUUUAAUAAUAAUAAAGCAAUAACUAAUAUUUAUGUUUAUUAUUGAUUAUUUGAGAUGACCUUUCUAUGUGUCAAAUUAAUUCUGUGUAGAUUUUAAAUUAAAGACUAUGGAAAAAAAAGUAAAGACUAGUAACACAAAAAUGAUUGAGGAUCUUUUACACUGCCAUAGAUUAGAUGUCUUAAGUUAAACCUGCUAUCAGUUCUGUAACCUUACCAAAGAUGUUAUUAAACAUUUUUUUUUACUACUGUUAUGUCAUUUUUUUUCAUUGACCAGGAGAUAACAGGGCAUACGCUUUACUCAAUGUUUGCCUCACCUGCCCUGUUGCGUUGGUGUAAGUAUGCUUCACUUUCUCUUAUCUCUUCUGAGUGGAUAUGUUAGUUAUCUAUGUUUGAAGCCCUAAUUGAAGACUCAGUUGUCAAAUGUUUUGCUAUUUUUGACAUUCAACAAUAGUAUGGUGACACUCAUCUUUCUUUUGUAAUUCAUAAUUUUUUUUUUAUGUUAAGAGUUUAAAUGAUAAUAAGAUGAAAACCAUACAGUACAACAAGAUAAAUUAAACAUGACACUUUCAAAAUAUCAAUACUACAUUUAAAGAUUGUUACUUUAGGCAGUGGUGGAUUUUCUUAAAUUUUUCUUGUUUUUUAAACUACAGAUUAUUGUUGAAUAAGUGUUUUGAAUAUGUCUGGACUUCUACAUGUGUCAAGCUAUUACCUGACUAAUUGUGAGCUGUUAAAAUUCUUGUGAAGCAAGUAUGAGUGCAGAGAUAAAAGAAGCAAAUAAGCUUGUGCCGGAUGAAAAAAAGGAACAUGAUGGUAAGCAAAAUGAAAGUCAAUUCUCCAAUGAUGAAAACCGAGAGGUCUCACAGAAAGAAGAAAGUGAAAUUGCUGAAGACAGCAAAGACCAUGAGGCCAAUGGUGAGGAAAUUUUAAAGAAAACAAAUCAUUCUUGUCUCCAAUGGCUGACUCUCAAACUAAAGUUAGUGGACAAAGGUGCAACACCCCCAAACUGGAAAUAUAUAGGUCUGGUGUUUGUUGCUUUGGUAAGUUUGCAUAAUGUUUUAUGUCCUAAAAUCAACAUAUAUUAUUUUAAUUGGAAUUUUUUCUUAAAUGCCAUUAUUUUUAAAAUAAUUAUUUUGUUUUCUGUAUUUUUAUUAAUUGAUGGAAUGGUUCUUUUUUAUUUGCGAUAUUUUCAGCCUAUUCAAACAUUCCAGUCUUCAUUUAAUUUAUUUUUAAUAUGAGUUAAUGUUUACCUUAAUCUAGUGUAUGAAACUGUAUAAUAAUCAUGUUUAUAAAUUCAAGAAGAUUUUUAGUCUUGAUCAAAUUAAUAAUUUUAAAAACAAAUCUUACCUUGCUCGUACUUUACAAGUUCUAAAUUUAAUUUUUUUUUUUUAAUUUACAAAGAACUGAAAAAUUGCAGUUUCCUCAUGAUGUAUAAUGAAAAUGUGUUUUCUGGGAUUAACUAACAUUUUUGUUAUUUAUUGUAACUUUCAGUUUUCAAGUGCCAGUACUUUGACAUUCCUAUUUCCUUUCUUGCCUGAAAUGGUUUUAGUAAGUUCAUGAUAUUUUCAGUUAUGGAACAUAAAAUAUAGAUGAUGACUCACUUUCACAUGAAGACUCCAGAAAGAGUUUUAUUCAUUACAUUUUAUAUGUGUCAAGCUUGAAUCAUACAACAUAUUUCAUAGUCCACCAAUUUUAAGAUUCAUAGUUUCUUCUUCAUCUAUUCAUGGUUGUACAUUUCAUUUUUUUCCCCUUAAAAUAUUUUUUUUUUAAUCUAUAGGAAAUUAUUUAAAAUUAAUAAAUAACUUAUAAUAGACCAAAUGAGUGAAAAUUUAAAGAGGGAAAUAUUCUAAUAUUGUAUUUUGUUUCAACAAUGGAUAUACAGACAUUUGGCUACAGUGAGAAUGAAAAAGGGACUUAUGCUGGAAUAAUUGCAUCUGGAGUAUUUGCUGGUCGAAUAGUCGGAAGGUGAAUCUCAUUAAAAAAUUUGAUAGAGAGUUAAGAAAUAAUGUUUGAUAUUUAUCAUUUAUUUUUUGUUCUUAUUUUAUUUUUAAAGAUUAUAUUCAGUUUAGCAGUAGUCGGCAGAACUCUCAUUGUUCUGCAAAUUAACAAUUUUGUAAUCUUUGCAGUGUGUUUUGGGGGUGGUUAGCUGAUCGAUAUGGCAGAAAAAUUGUUUUACUGAUUACAAUUGGUUUGAAUGGAAUCUUCGCUGGUCUCUUUGGAUUUGCAGAUAAUAUCAUCCUAGCAGUUUUUUUACGAUUCAUGUGUGGGGCAGUUAACGGUGAGAAAAUUUAUUUGAACUUAAAGUCAGCUUUUCAGAAAGUAACUCUUUAAAAGAUAUAUAAAAUAUUGAAAAGAAUUGGAAGUAGAAACCAUGAUACACUUGAUAAUGCUGUUGAAAUAAUGAUUUUCUUUUGUACACAAAUUUUGCAUAUCUAUAUGUUUAUUUCUUGUGUCUAGGGACUGUUGGCACAGCAAAAACUGUCCUUUAUGACAUUUCAGACAACACCAACCAAGCUCUUAGCAUGUCUAUGCUGUCAAUCUCUUGGGGAAUGGGUCUGAUUGUUGGACCAACUGUUGGGGGUCAGUAAGAGUUGUGAUUAGAAUUUCAAAGCAGUGAUAAAACAAAAAAUGUCUGAGCCAACUCACCUACUCUACAAAAAAAACAAUAAAUAUUAUUUAUACUUUAUGCCCUUUAAAAAUAUGUGUUUUUCAAAAUAAAUUUUAUUAUUGUCAGAUAGUAUUAUUUUUUCAACAAUAAUAUGGCUACAUAAAUUUUUGAAAAUGUUUUCGAAAUUAUUUAAUUUGACCAUCUGAGUAAUAUUCUUAAAGCUGGAGUAAUUAAACAUUCAUUGUAGCAACAGAAGGAUGAAAUUGGAAAAUAGACAUAAAUAAAAAUUGUAUUUAUGAAAAUAUUAGUAAAAUAGAAGAAAAAACUAAAAAGGGAUUUUUACAACGUUUUACUAAUUAUGUUAUCAGUUUUGACACAGCAAACAUGAACUUUUAAAUUGAAAGUAAUUUUUGAUGUCUAUUUUGAAAGAUAAGUUUUCUUAAAAAAGUUUUUUUUUAAAUCACUUAGGUUUGCUGGCAUCACCCGCAAUAAAAUGGCCUCAUGUGUUUGAUAGCGAUGGAUUUUUCGGACGAUAUCCAUACCUCCUAGCAUCACUGUUUCCAUUUGUGACCUGUACUCUUAUCUUUUUUGUUAUUUAUUUCAAAUUUGAUGAAACAUUUAUUGUGAAAUCAAGUAAAAGGUGAGAAAGCAUGGUGGGCUACCCUUAAUUCAAUAAAAAAAUAUUUGCUUGUCUCACAAGUCUUUUCAGAAAUUUUUUUUAAUGAAAAUAUUUUUUUUUAAAUAUAAAUUUUCUUUAAUUAUAUUUGGGGAGGCUUAGUGAAUAACUUUUAAAUAACAUAUUUUAAAAUUACUCUGAUUAAUUCUGCUAAACUUUUUUUCACUGAUUAUAAAUGUGUCUUAUCACUAGUCAGUUUGUGAGUUCUUUACAAAUUUAAUAAUUAGAUUUUCUAAAAUCUUGUUUAUUUUUUCAAAACUUUUAGGGAAAAUCAAGAGCUUCUCAUCACAGACGCAACUGAGAAUAAGCCCUACUUGUCUGUUAACAGCGUCGACAAGAGUCAUCUCCCCUUUUUGGGUGGGGCUUCCCAGGAGGGCACAAGUUCUUUGCUUCUAAUUGCCCAGUCAUUGCAAUCUGUUCAUUUAGACACAGAGUCUAGUGCAUUUUUGGGGAUGGAGGUUAUAAAAAAACAGCCGAUCUCCUUACAAGAGUCUGAAAUCAUAAGAACUAUUUCUGUUUCAGACAUAAUGGCUGCUUCCCAAAAACAAUCUUUAGAUUCUAUAUCUUCUUCCAGUAGUGAAAAAUUAUCUCAGUCAGCCUUGAAUGAAAAUUUACUCAAAAGUGUCUCAUCCAAAGAGAUUAUUUAUGUAACUACUGAACAGAGGGCAAAAGAAACUGAAAUUGAAAAUUUUGAGGAAAAUGAGUCACAAAUGACCAGUUCACAAAAUGGUCGAAAUGAACAAAGUGACCAUUCUUAUAACGAAAAGUUAAAUCUAAAAAAUUCUUACAAAAUAGUUUACAGUCAGCCUGGUCUAGUUUGCGACACUGAGAAAGUCAACAUUGAAAGUUUAGCUUCAGAGGGGGAUAAACUUUUAAUCUCCAAGAAUGAAUAUGUCGACUGUGCUGCUCGGCAGGUGGAUUUCAGAGUUAAGCCAGAGGAUGAGGAGGAGGAUAUUUGCUCUUGUGUGGAGUUGGCCUGCUUGUCUUCAUGUUGCACACCAUGUAGGAACACAAGCAUACACAAGCUUUUAAGGUUGGCAAAUUUACUUAAGUGUUAGUAAACAAGUAAUUUUUCUGUUUUAAAGAUUUAGUUUAUGUUGUUGUUUUUUUUUUUUACAAGUCUUGUUGUUUAACACAAAUAUAUUUAUAGUGUUUAAAAAUUGUGUUUCUUGCUGGUGAAGUUAGUUUAAAAGACACACAUUUUAUAUGUAAAAUGGUUUUGUAUUGUGCAAUGAAAAUAUAGAAGUAAUUGUUAAGAAAUAAUUUCAUAAUGUUAACAUCAGAAUAGGUCAGAACUAAAUAAAUGAAAGACCACAAAGCUAAGAAGAGUUUGAUUUGAUUAAGUUAUUGUAAGUGGUGGCAUUAAAAAAAGCCAUAAAUUGCUAGUUGUCUAGGAGUAGAUUGAUGUGCUAAAAAAAUUGUAGAACAAGGUAUGUUAAAGCUUGAAUAGAAAGAGGGAACAAUAAAAGAAGAAUGUUUCGGCUAAGAGCCUUCCUCAGCAGACAGAACAAAUGAAAAAAAAUGACAAGAAAUCAAAACUUGUUAAAAUCAAAACUUGUUAAAAAACUUAAGUAUUUGCCAUUAUUCUUGUUGGAAGUUGGGUUUUCCAAAAAAAAGAAACUCCCCAUAGUUUUGCUUAGAAACUCCCCGUAGUUUUGCUUAGAAACUCCCCGUAGUUUUGGCUUAUACAUGAUUAUGUCCAUUUUUUCAACUAUUACCACUAAAAGUGUGAACAAGAUCUCGGAGACAUCAUUUUAUAGAUUCAUUUAUGGAAUUCGUUAAUGCAUAAAAUUAACCACUAUCAGUUAUUCAAAUUAACAUUUGGAAAAUGUAACACUCUGCACAGAUUGACAGACGUAUGGGCCACUAUCAUGAUGUACACAGUAUUUUCCUUCACUACCAUUGCUGUUGAGGACAUCUUCCCUGUCUUUGCUUCAACAACUCAUGAUUACGGUGGGUAAUUACAGAGACAAGCCAACUCUACUACUUUUGACUGCUGAUAAGAGGGGUUUUCAUUCUGUUUUGGCUGCAAGUUCAGAUAACGAAUAUUAUUAUUAUUAUUAUUAUUAUUUAGGCAUUUUUAUAUAGCGCUUACCUUAAAGCUCUAAGCGCUUUACAAUUAUUAAAAACAUCUAAACUAAGUAAAAUAAAAAUGAGACAUUAGGAUAGUAACUACUAUACUAUAGAAACAAUUAAAAUGGCUAUAGGAAGUAUAUGUAACAUAAUUAGUGAAAGUAACAGAUUUCAACUAUGCUGUAGCCGGUGUUAAACCAUAGAAUCUGAGCUCAUAAGCCAAAAGAAAUUUAUCAAGAAUAUAAUAUUAUUUUAACACAAUUUUUAUAAAGGAAAAUAAAUUUAAAUGCUUUUAAAUUUUAAAUAUUAAGUUGAAAAAGUUUGACAAAGAAUGUAAAAGAAAAAAAAAGCAGGAGAAAAUCACUGAUUUAAUUAGUAGUAGGCCCUACCCUGUUUUUAGUAUUGAAUAACUGAUAGACUUAAUGUGCCAGAGUUUAUCUCAUGUAAAUUAUAAUCUAACUGUCCCAGGGAUUAUAUCAUGUGCAGGUGGCCUAGGAUUCAGUACUGAUGAAAUCGGACUUGCUAUUGGAGCUAUGGUCCUUCCACUUUUGGUUUUACAAAUUAAACUUUAUCCUUAUAUGGUCUCCAAAAUGGGAAUCAGAAAGGUGAGUUAUUUACUAAAUGAGACAUAUUAUUGUGUCAUUGACAAAUUUCUCAGAACUUGAUAUCUGUUUAUUUAUGUCAAUUCAUUUUCUUUACAUUGUAGAUCAUGUUGAGUGAAUAUAGUAAAUUAAGACACUUAUUUCAUUUUGUAGACAUUUUUCGUGCUGUUUCUAUAGUUAUAAAUAAAAAAUUUGGGGCUCACCUUUAUUGAAAUUUCAUAGAGGCAAAUUCAGGUGUGCAUUAUUUUUUUGCACUUAGUGCAGUUCCAAUUUAUCAUCCAGAAAUACAUUUAUGGUCAAAUUAGUGCUAAAAAUGUUUGCAUUAAAAUACAUCUAAAUAUAUUAUUGCAUCACCAACAAUAAAUGUAGAAUAACUAUAAAUUUCCUUUAGUAAAGACAAUAAUUCAAACUGUAGAAGAACAGCAACAAAUGCAUUCACUAUGUUAAUUAUUUUUCCUCUUGACUAUUCCAUUUUGAAUUUUUAAAAAACAUUUUGCACUUCCCUUUAUAUGCAUUUUAAAGUGUAAUUUUUUUAAAUAGUUUUUUUAGUUUGACCGCAUUUUUAAUUCACUGUUUUGUCUGAACUUAAUAUAUUUCAGGUCUUCCUGGUUUCAGCCAUAGUAUCUUUAAUAACUUGCCAGAUUUUACCCACUGUCCGACUACUACACAACAAGUAAGCUAUUAUUUGGUCAGUUUUUGUUGCUGAGAAAGUCUUAACUAUUAUGCAUGAUCCUAUUCUAAGUUUCUUGUUUAUAUCAUUUCAUGCCAGUCGUGUUUGGUUGUGGAUUUGUUUGAUUGGAUUUCAAAUUCCAUUCAAGAUAGCAACUAACUGCUGUUUUGCUGGGACUUCCCUGCUGAUCAACAAUUCUGUAACUCAAGAACUAGCUGGUCAAGUGAAUGGACUGGCCAUGAUGACAACAGCUAUCGGCAGGUAAGACAGCGGGUGUUUUGGACUAGGAAGUAUAUGUAACAUCUCUUGAAGCUGUCUAGCAGCAAACACCAUAUCGAUGGUUCCGCGUUUUUUGCGGAAACCGCAUUGACUUUCGGGUAGGAGACCUAGCUCCAGAUGUGCAUUCAGGCGGUUCAGAAGGGCUCGGGCCAAGAUCUUGCCUGCAAUGGACAGUAGUGAAAUUCCGCGGUGAUUGUCGCAUGUCUGGCGGUUACCUUUGUGUUUGUACAGGUGGAUGAUUGAGGCAUCCUUGAGGUCUUGUGGUACAGUUUCCGUCUGCCAGAUGAUUUGGAAUAAGCCCAAUAGCUUAUCCGUCAGCGCUGGUCCACCCUCCUUGUAGAUUUCGGCAGGAAUCAUGUCGGGGCCAGGUACUUUGCCAUUGGACAUUUGGCGGAUCGCUGUCUGUAUCUCAUCAAAAGUUGGGACGGCGUCCAGUGAAUUGUUCGUUGGGACCUGGGGGAGACUUUCAAUGGCCUCAUCAUUAAUGAUGGAAGGUGUAUUGAGCACACUUUCAAAGUGUUCCGCCCAUCUUUCCAAGAUUUUCUCUUUGUCUGUAAUGAGCGUAGAGCCAUCAGCACAAAGGAGAGGGGAAGUGCCUGAGGUGGAGACACCAUAGAUUUCUCUCAGGCCACGGUAGAAGUUUUUCAUGUCUUUCUUGUCUGCAAAGCCCUGUAUUUCAUCAGCUUUUGAAUUCAACCAGGAAUCUUGCAUCUGGCGCAGUUGUAUCUGGACCUUGCUGCGGAUGCCCCUAAGUGCAGCUGUCUUUGCUGUUGACGUUGGGUCAUCAUGGAGGGCCUUGUACGCUCGGCGUUUUUGCUCAAGAAGAAUUUGGAUAGCUGUGUUGUUUUCGUCAAACCAGUCCCUGUGUUUCCUCGUAGAGGGUCCGAGGCGCUCAGCGGCUGUAUUGUAGACCAUCUCACGAAUCGUGGUCCACGCUUUUUCCGCAUCCUGGAAAUGCCAGGAACAAAAUACAGACCUAUAUACUACAUUUAUCGAUUUGAAUAAGGCCUUUGACAGGGUCAAUAGAGCUGGCUUGUGGAAAAUCAUGAAGAAAUACGGAUGCCCAGACAAGUUCACAAACAUCAUCCGUCAGCUGCAUGAGGGUAUUAUGGCCCGAGUACAGGACAACAGUCAAUCAUCUCCAGCAUUCCCCGUCACAAACGGUGUAAAACAGGGUUGUGUUCUUACUCCCACACUCUUCAGUAUUAUGUAUUCCGCAAUGCUGUCUGAUGCGUUCAAGGACUCCACCAUGGGCUUGCCAAUCCGGUUUCGUACUGAUGGAUCAGUAUUUAACCUUACCUCCGAAGUUCGAUUAACCAAGGUCAAACAUACCACGAUCAACGAGCUUCUGUUUGCAGACGAUUGUGCCCUUAAUGCUCCAUCAGAAGCCGUCAUGCAACACAGCGUUGAUAUCUUCUCAGAGGCCUGCAAUAACUUUGGCCUCACAAUCAACACAAAGAAGACUGAGGUGAUGUAUCAGCCAGCUCCCAGUAAGCCCUACGUUGAACCCAACAUCAUCAUCAGUGGACAGCGUCUCAACCUGGUGGAUAAAUUUACUUACUUGGGCAGCACCCUCUCUAGAUCUGUCGUCAUGGAUGAUGAAAUGAAUGGCAGACUCGCAAAAGCUAGUGCCCUAUUUGGCAGGCUCCGCAGCACUGUUUGGGACAGGAGAGGUAUCAGUCGAGAAACAAAGCUCAAGGUCUAUAGCCCUCCCGACACUGCUUUAUGGAUGUGAAACGUGGACUGUCUACCAGCGUCAUGCCAAGAAACUGAAUCAUUUUCACACUACCUGCCUCAGGAAACUCCUCGACAUCAGGUGGCAAGACAAAGUCCCCGACACCGAGGUCCUCGCUAGAGCGAACCUACCUAGUAUCUUCACCACUCUGAUGCAGUCUCAGCUCCAUUGGAUGGGACACGUAGCCCGUAUGGCAGACCACCGGCUCCCGAAACAAAUAUUCUUUGGAGAACUCACGAUAGGCAAGCGCUCCCAAGGAGGCCAAAGAAAGCGUUACAAAGACUCACUGAAAGUGGCACUAAAGGCCUUCAGCAUAAACCCUACUCAAUGGGUGCAGACAGCCCAGGAGAGAGCCAGAUGGAGAGCUGCUGUCAAGAAGGGGGCUAAAUCCCAUGAAGCUAAGAGAAUAACCACAGCUGAGACACGCAGGCUUGUCCAAAAGAGCAACUAUUCCAUGCUCAGGGUGUCAUAGAUUAUUCCGAGCAAGGAUCGGUCUAACAAGCCACCUAAGAGCUCACCGUAAUCCCAACCCCCCCGCCCGCCCCUAACUGGAUGAUUUGAUGGUCCUUGUCGACUUCGACGGACGAACAACAACAAAAAAAUAUGUAACAUAAUUAGUGAAAGUAACAGAUUUCAACUAUGCUGUAGCAGGUGUUAAACCAUAGAAUCUGAGCUCAUAAGUCAUAAGCCAAAAGAAAUUUAUCAAGGUCAUAUGUUAAUUGUGUGUGUAAAUAAUUAGGCAAACUAAUUAAAGGAUUGCCUAAAAUGUAUAACACAUUCAUUAACUUUAAUGUUAACUAUAAUUACAUUGAUAAAAAUAUUGAUGAUUUAAUAUCGAAGCACUUGAGUUUUCAUUUGCAUAUUUUACACUUAAAUAUGAAUGAAAGAAAUAAAUAUUUUGACAGCACCAUUUUUAAAAGGAUUUCUUUACAUUUUAUGACUUAAUGAUAAUCAUUUUCCUGACACAGAACAUUUGCCCCCCUGGUGUCCGGAGUGCUCUUUUCCUGGUCUGUGACUUAUGGUAUAGAGAUUGGUGCACCCUUUGAUACAAGCUUCCCAUUUUUUGUUAUUGGAUUAUUGUUCUUUGUCACAGUGUUUGAGUGCUUGCAUCUGAACCCAGAACUUGACCAGCAGAAGAAAAGAGGAUAGACUUGCUUUACUGUAUUACAAUUCAAUAAGCUAGUGUUCAUUGUCAAAGUUCUACUUUGUGAAGCAUUUUAUGUAUUUCAGUGAGACCUGCAUAUUUUAUAAAUUUUUACAGUUUUUAUAAAAAUGUUUUAAAAAUCAUUUUAAUUGAAAUUAUGAAAUACCGGUACACUUUGUUUAAAUAUUAAAUUGCCCUAUGUUGAUAAUUAUUGUUUUAGAAUUAUAGCUACUCUACUUAACAAAAUAUACAAACUUUUGAAGAUUUUAAUAUUUUCAUACUUUCCCUGAUAACAUCAGCUUGGUUGGUUUUUUAACCUUAAUCAAAAAAAUUUUUUAAUGUCCAAUAAAUAUUUGUUAAAUUUGUUUGCUUCAAUGUAAACGCUGUAAAAGACUUGAAAUUGUGUUCUGUUUGUGAAUCUUGCUCAUUUUAAUGGAAACAGUGUUUUUCUUUUACUGCAAAAGAUAAUUUAUUCAUAUUAUUGGUACUUAUUUGUAGCACACUAAUUAGUGUGUCAUUUUUUUUGUGAUACAUAAUUCUUUACCUCUUAAUGUUACUUAUACAUCAGAAAAAUCAUCAAUAGCUGAUUAUUAACACCCAUGACAAAAUAUGUCUCCUUUGAUUUUUUCAAAAAAACUAACGAGCUAAUUGGAAUAGAGAAUAUAAAAUGAAGGGGAGGUGAGUUCUUAGAGUAAUUAAUUUUUUAGAAACAACUGAUAAGAGAUUAAAAAUUAUUUGUAAUUUUUCAAUCAUGAAAGUAUUUAGUUUUCUUACACUCUUUAUAUACCAAGAUACCUACAAAAAUCUACUACAGGAUUGCAAACACCCCCCCCCCCACACACACACACACACACUGCCUAUAGCA
Lymnaea stagnalis (great pond snail) is the source of this 11920-nucleotide messenger RNA. The record is from the annotation of a GenBank genome assembly. NCBI's taxonomy places the organism in Eukaryota, Metazoa, Mollusca, Gastropoda, Lymnaeidae.